AAAAAUCUUACGUGGCAUAGUCUGAAGAUUAAAGUUUGUAUAAGCCUUUCAACGCUCUAAUUAGUGGUCAAAGCUCAAAAGUUUAUGUAGUCGCUGUCGCACCAUAGGAGGCUGUUAAAACUUGCGUUCGAGUUACGCUGUAUUCUAACUUCCAUAUUCAUCUCUCCGCAGUCCGCACCCGCUUCGUCUCUCUUCUCUCGUUUCUCGUCUGUGACUCUGUGUUUAGCUAUUAGCAAUGGCGGAUCCCGAAUUGGAAGCCAUCAGACAACGAAGAAUGCAAGAGCUAAUGGCACAACGUGGCAUGGGAAGUCAGCAGGACCCUGAGCAGCAGAAAGCUCAAGAAGAUGCAAAAAGGGAGGCCGAUGAACAAAGGCAGAUGAUGCUUGCUCAAAUCCUGUCAGCUCAAGCACGUGAAAGACUUGCUCGCAUUGCUCUCGUUAAGCCGGAAAAGGCUAGAGGAGUAGAGGAUGUUAUAUUAAGAGCUGCUCAGAUGGGUCAAAUUACUGAAAAGGUUUCUGAGGAAAGGCUUAUAUCACUGUUGGAGCAAAUUAAUACCCAAACAACUAAACAGACCAAAGUGACUAUCCAAAGGCGCCGGAGUGUUCUUGACGAUGAUGAUUAGAUUCUUUUUACUGCUUGUGCCAAAGAAAUACAUGUCCUAGAUAUGAUUUGCUGAAUUCCAAAGUUUAUGAGCCUUGUAUUUUGUGCUGAGCCACCACAACCUGGAUUGUAUUUGAUUGCGUUAAUAACUCGUGACUUGUAACUCGUGAAUUUAGGUGUUUACCCCCUUUUUGUGAAGAGGGAUGUGCAUUUGGAACAGCCCCAAAAGGGAGAUGUGUUUUUUCAUCAUGCUAUGUGAACCAGCUAAUUGGGUUUUGGCAUUAAUGUAUACAUCUUGUGAAGCAAGGAAAUCAUGGUAUAAGAGAUUCCUAGUUCCUAUAAAAA
Amaranthus tricolor (Joseph's coat) is the source of this 945-nucleotide messenger RNA. RefSeq lists its product as uncharacterized. The record is from RefSeq and is a predicted model, not a curated record. Lineage: Eukaryota; Viridiplantae; Streptophyta; Magnoliopsida; Caryophyllales; Amaranthaceae. Gene Ontology annotation, cellular component: nucleus; cytosol. The transcript has 7 exons. The coding region runs from base 236 to 622 and encodes 128 amino acids. Gene Ontology annotation, molecular function: DNA binding.